Tachyglossus aculeatus (Australian echidna) is the source of this 651-nucleotide messenger RNA. Its product is annotated as olfactory receptor 14A16-like. The transcript is spliced from 4 exons. Gene Ontology annotation, molecular function: odorant binding; olfactory receptor activity. The coding region runs from base 1 to 651 and encodes 216 amino acids. The record is from RefSeq and is a predicted model, not a curated record. Lineage: Eukaryota; Metazoa; Chordata; Mammalia; Monotremata; Tachyglossidae.
AUGUACAGGAGGAGUUCACAUCAACCCCCAGAAAUGUCCAACGUCCCCAGGGUGAGGAAAUUCCUCCUGCUGGGAUUAUCGGAGGUCCGGGAGCUUCAGCUGUUCCUCCCGGUCUACCGAGGGAACCUGAUGGGGAAUCUCCUCAUCGUUUCCGUCGCUGCCUCUAACGGCGCCUCCACACAGUUUUUCGUCCUCAUGGCGAUGUCCUUCAACAGCUACACCGUCAUCUGCAUCCCCAUGCGCUACGAGGUCCCCAUAAAGCCAGGGGUUUGUAGGAAGAUGGCAGUCAACUCCUGGCUCAGCGGAGGGCUGUUCGGGGUCUUGCGUUCAACUUCGACCUUCUCCUUGUCCUUCUGCGGGUUCCACGUUGUCCAUCAUUUCUUCUGGGACCUCCCCUCCCUGCUGAAGAUCACCUGCUCUGAAGACCACUCAUCCAACGACGUGAGCGUUAUCUUUGACCUAACCAUAGGCGUGUUUAGUUAUCUCAAGCCUCUCUCACACUAUUCCUCGGUGUUCGACCUGCUGAUGUUCGUGUUCAACGCCGUCAUGCCCUCGAUCAUGAACCCCCUCAUCUACAGCCUGAGGAACCAGGUCUUGAAGGCUGCUCGGUGGACAGUUUUAAAAAGGUGUUUUCCCCAGACUCCUCUGUAG